Molecule: messenger RNA, 1988 nt
Organism: Phoenix dactylifera (date palm)
Lineage: Eukaryota; Viridiplantae; Streptophyta; Magnoliopsida; Arecales; Arecaceae
Product: allene oxide synthase 1, chloroplastic-like
Biological process (GO): sterol metabolic process
Molecular function (GO): heme binding; oxidoreductase activity, acting on paired donors, with incorporation or reduction of molecular oxygen; iron ion binding
Source: RefSeq, a predicted model, not a curated record
UUAAAAACCCCACCCUCUCUGGGUCCACCCCAGCGACCACCACUGCUACGAGUGCCGACGGAGUCCUCACCUCCCCUCUUCUUCAUAUAAUAACAAUAAUACACGCUUUGAUCCAAGGAAGAGAAGAGAGAAGAGAGAAGAGAGAAGAGAGAAGAGAGAAGAACAGGUGAACAAAAUAUGGCCUCCGCCUCCUUGACCUUCUCCUCUCCCACUAUCCCGCGCCGCUCCCAAACUCGUAUCACCACCCGCCGCCCGAUCCCUAAUCGUAUCGCCGCUUCCGUAUCGGGAAAACCCGUUACAGCAACUCCCUCCUCUUCCUCGUCGUCCAAGCUCCCGUUACGGAAAAUCCCCGGAGACUACGGGCUUCCCUUCAUCGGCCCACUCCGCGACCGGCUUAACUACUUCUACUUCGAAGGCCGCGACGAGUUCUUCAAGUCCCGGAUCCAGCAGCACCAGUCAACGGUUUUCCGGGUCAACAUGCCCCCGGGACCCUUCGUCGCCCCCGACCCCCGCGUCGUCGCCCUCCUCGACGCCGCCAGCUUCCCCGUGCUCUUCGACACCUCCCUCGUCGAGAAGCGUGACCUCUUUACGGGCACCUUCAUGCCCUCCACCAACCUCACCGGCGGCUUCCGCGUCCUCUCCUACCUCGACCCCUCCGAGCCGAACCACGCCCCCCUCAAAAAGCUCCUCUUUUUCCUCCUCUCCUCCCGCCGCCACGCUAUCAUCCCCGAGUUCCGCCGGACUUUUGGCUCCCUCUUCGAUACCCUCGAAGCAGAGCUCGCCAAGAAGGGGAAGGCCGACUUCGGGGAGGCCAACGACCGGGCGGCUUUCGAUUUCCUUGCAAGAUCACUCCUUGGCAAGGAUCCUGUCGAGACCAAGCUCGGCCUCGAGGGCCCCAAAUUGAUCACGAAAUGGGUCCUCUUCCAGCUCGGUCCCCUGUUGACUUUAGGCCUCCCCAACUAUCUAGAGGAUUUCUUCCUCCACUCCUUCCGCCUCCCGCCGGCGCUGGUCCGAGGCGACUACAACCGGCUCGCCGAUUUCUUCUGGGAAUCUGCCGGCCCUGCGCUGGACGAGGCGGACCGGCUCGGGAUCUCGAGAGAAGAGGCGGUCCACAACAUCCUCUUCGCUACCUGCUUCAACGCCUUCGGCGGGAUGAAGAUCCUCUUCCCGAGCUUGAUCAAGUGGGUGGGGCGCGCCGGAGCGCGGCUGCACGGCCGGCUGGCAAAUGAGAUCCGCUCGGCUGUGAGGGCCAACGGCGGCGAGGUGAGCAUGAGGGCGAUGGAGUCGAUGCCGCUGAUGAAGUCGGUGGUGUACGAGACGCUCCGGAUCGAGCCCCCCGUGCCGCUUCAGCACGGGCGGGCGAAGCGGAACCUGGUGGUGGAGAGUCACGACGCCCGGUUCGAGGUGCGAGCCGGGGAGAUGCUCUUCGGGUACCAGCCCUUCGCGACCAAGGACCCGAGGGUGUUCGACCGGGCGGAGGAGUUCGUGGCGGAGCGGUUCGUCGGGGAUGCGGGGGAGGCGAUGCUCCGCCACGUGCUGUGGUCGAACGGGCCUGAGACGGAGGCGCCGACGACGGAGAACAAGCAGUGCGCGGGCAAGGACUUCGUGGUGCUAGUGGCGCGGAUGCUGGUGGUGGAGCUCUUCCUCCGCUACGACUCCUUCGAGAUCGAGGUGGGCUCGUCGGCGCUGGGCUCGUCGGUGAAAAUGACGUCGUUGAAAAGAGCCACCUUUUGAGGCGGCACGGGGGGCCGUUUCCGGGAAGAUGAGGUUGACGGGUCAAAGAUAUUGGCGGGUCCACCAUGCACGUGAAAAGGAUAUAAAAAUGCAAUAGGAUCGAGAUUCACUGUUAAUUGCGUGUUUGACUGCAGAAGCAAGAUGCGUUCUUAUAGAAUUUUUAACUUGAUUUACGAAAUAAUUUAAUCAUGGGUCAUUAUCUCUAUAAUUAAAAACUUGCAAUGAUAUUGGAUGGGCCCUUUGCAAGCUCUACA